This is a messenger RNA of Pogona vitticeps (central bearded dragon), 2378 nucleotides long. Lineage: Eukaryota; Metazoa; Chordata; Lepidosauria; Squamata; Agamidae. The record is from RefSeq and is a predicted model, not a curated record.
CGGGAUGCGGAACAGCUCACUUCCCCCCCCUUGCUCGCAAUGCAUCUCGGGCAGUGAGGAGUGUGGCGUGCUGGGCGCGCGGUGCAUGGUGGGAGAAGCCCUUUUCCUUGCCAUGCGACUAGGAAGGAAAUAGGUUGUCGUUGUUUCCUUCCAGUUGUGCUGUUUACAACGCGGAUAAAACCUUUUGGGCUAAGCUGAGCACCGAAGGAGACUCCGUGAGCGAUGGGGGUUCCCUCCCAUCCACGGAAAAGAGCUAAAACCCGUAAAGGCCAGAAGAAACAGACCUCGCCUUCGCGCUCAGCCCAGGGCGGUGCCAGCAAAGAGAGCAAAGGGGUCUCGUUCCCCAAGUUGGAGCCUCCGUCCGCAGACUAUUUUCGGCAGGCUCACGAGACUCUGAAAUCCGGCUUUGACUCUGACGAGGAGAAGGAUCUGUUCAUCAGCAAUGUCUUGGAGGAAGCCAAAGGGGUGGCUCUGCCGUUAGCUUUGGAUAAAGCGGGAUCUCUUCUCCUCCAGGCCCUCAUUCCUUCCGCCUCCUCGUCCAGCUUGUGCUGCCUGCUCCGAGGCCUGAUCCCGUCCCUGCGCUUGGCGGCUUGCCACCCGUGCGGGGCCCACAUCUUGGAGGCUAUCCUGCUGAGGGCCCCCUUGCUGAUCAAAGAUGGAGCAGAGGACUCUGAGAUUCUGGGGCACCUGGUUCUGGAACUGGGAAGGGCAGUAGAGAGAGAGUUCUCAGCCUUCGUGUCGGAUGUCCAUGCCAGCUUCGUGGUGCGGACUCUCCUGCAGGUGCUUGGAGGCGUCCGAGUCGGGUCGGAUGGGGGCCGGGGGCUCCCGGGUUUAGGUAACUCUUCCCAUCUUUCCCUUCUAAUGUCUCUUUCUGGUGACAGCGUGCGCCCACUGUGGCAAAUAAAGAAUCGUAUUUUCAGUGCCGCUUUCCCGCCUUUGUAUCUCCCACCCCCCCUUCCAGGGAUUUCGCCCUCUAGAGCCAGACACGCGAAGCCAGAGAGUGAUGGACCCACAGAGUUUGAGGUUCCCGACACCUUCCUCUCCCUCCUGCAUGAAUUCAGCGAGUGCUUUCAGGAGCACAUUUCAGAUUUUAUUACCAACAAGUUUUUCAGCCUCUGCCUCCAGGUGGCGCUGGAGGUUUUGCACCGGAAGCUGCCCCAGGACUGUUCCGAUCUGUCCCGCUCCGUGAUUGGCUACUUGAGCUCCUGCAACCCGGCUGCUGGGCAAAGCACACUCCUUGUGUUCCUGAAAGAUGCCAUGUGCAGCCGGGUGCUGGAUAAGGUCCUGGAGGUGUCUGACCGAAAGGCGUUGCUUUCCUUCUACAAGGCCCACGUCAAGGGGCAGUUGCAGGUCCUGGCAGUCCACAAAGUGGCCAAUUUCACCUUGCAGCGUCUCAUCCGGGCCGCGUCCCCGAAGCUGUUGGCGAAUCUCCUUGAGGAGCUGAGUCCAGGCGUUGAAGCGAUCAUGGCUCACGAGCACCUGGGAGUGAUCACGGCGCUCCUGGGGGCCUGCCGGAAACACGGGGCUCACCAGCAGGAAGUGGUGCGGAUCCUCCUGGAGGCUUUCCACUGCUGGGAACCUGCAUCCCGCCAGCUGGCGUGUGUCCCUCUCAUUGCUUCCGUGCUGGCAUACGAGGUGUAUUAUGGGGAAGAGGUAGAGGACGACCCAUCCCAGUCCAAGGCUGACCUGUCCCGUCCUUUGAGCUCUGUCUCCUACCACGGCUCCCUCCUGCUCCAGCACUUGCUGCAUUUUGCUGACCCCUCGGUUGUGCUGCAGAGCAUGGCGUCCAUGACCCCCGAGGACCUGGUCACGCUGGCUUGUGAUCCGGCAGGCAGUCACGUCUACGAUGCCCUCUUGGCCAGCCCCUCCGUCCCCGAGAAACAGAGGCGGAAAAUUCUCCGUCUGCUCAAGGGCCGCUAUGUGUCUCUGGCUUGCAACAAACACGGGAGCCGUGUUCUGGACGCCAUGUGGGGCCGGGCCACUCUGCCUGCCAAGCGAGAGAUGGCUCAGGAGCUUGCGGAGCAGGAACCGCAGCUACGGCACGACCCUUUCGGCCACCACGUGGCCCGCAACUUCGCCUUGAUGCACUUUCUCAAACGCCGCCGGGACUGGGAGCAGCACCAGGAGGCCGAGAAGAAGCGGAAGGACCUUUUUGCCGAGAUCCUGGAGGGCUAACUCAGAAAGGAGGGCGGCCGGUCCGGAAACCGAUGAUUGCAACCUUCUUGCCUCGCCGGGAAAACGACGGACCGGCUUUGCAAAGCCGCCUGGUGGCGCUCGCACUCCUUAAGACUGUUUUGGACCGGCCGAAGCACCAGAGACUAUGCAAAGGGGCUUGCGGGCACAGCACUCCUCUGCCUGUUUUCAAAUUGGAUAUAUUU